Messenger RNA from Papaver somniferum (opium poppy), 3250 nucleotides. Its product is annotated as insulin-degrading enzyme-like 1, peroxisomal. The coding region runs from base 111 to 3017 and encodes 968 amino acids. The transcript has 26 exons. Gene Ontology annotation, cellular component: mitochondrion; cytosol. Gene Ontology annotation, molecular function: metal ion binding; metalloendopeptidase activity. The record is from RefSeq and is a predicted model, not a curated record. Gene Ontology annotation, biological process: peptide catabolic process. NCBI's taxonomy places the organism in Eukaryota, Viridiplantae, Streptophyta, Magnoliopsida, Ranunculales, Papaveraceae.
UUAGACAGUACAUAAAUUGACGUCGUUCUUGAAGACUGGAAGAAAAGCAAAAGUGAGAGAAAGAAAAAGAAGACUUAAACCCUUAAAACCAGAAGAAGAAGAAGAAAACAAUGGCGGUCGGAAUUACAGUCGAAGAAGAAGUAAUAAUUAAACCUCUUACUGACAAGAGAGAAUAUCGAAGAAUCGUUCUCCCUAACUCUCUUGAAGUUCUUCUCAUUAGUGAUCCAGAAACUGAUAAGUGUGCUGCAUCUAUGUGCGUUGGUGUGGGUCAUUUUAGUGACCCUGAAGGUCUUGAAGGACUUGCCCACUUUCUAGAGCAUAUGCUGUUUUUUGCAAGUGAAAAAUAUCCAGUGGAGGACGGUUAUUCAAAGUACAUUUCUGAGCAUGGAGGCUCUCAGAAUGCUUAUACGUCAUCCGAGCAUACAAACUUCUAUUUCGAUGUCAAUGCAGACUCUUUCGAAGAAGCUCUCGAUAGGUUUGCUCAGUUCUUUAUUAAACCUUUGAUGUCUGCUGAUGCUACCAUGAGGGAAAUAAAAGCAGUUGAUUCUGAAAAUCAGAAGAAUUUAUUGUCAGAUGCUUGGAGGAUGUCUCAGCUUCAGCAGCAUCUAUAUGCAGAAGGUCACCCGUAUCAUAAAUUUGGUAUAGGGAAUUGGGAUACAUUAGAGGUUCGUCCAAAACAAAAAGGGCUGGAUACAAGAAAUGAGCUUAUUAAAUUCUACGAAGAACACUACUCUUCUAAUAUCAUGUGUUUGGUCAUUUAUGGAAAAAAGAAUCUUGAUGACCUUCAAAGUUUGGUGGAUCAGAAAUUCAAAGAAAUUCAAAAUACUGAUAAAAGUUGUUUCCAUUAUCCGGGUCACCCUUGUAAGGCUGAACAUCUUCAGAUUCUUGUAAAAGCUAUCCCCAUAAGGCAAGGUCACAAAUUAAAAAUUAUAUGGCCUAUCACUCCAACCAUCAUCCAUUUUAAAGAAGCACCGUGUACGUAUCUUGGUCACUUGAUUGGUCAUGAAGGAGAAGGAUCUUUGUUUUGCAUCUUGAAAACGCUAGGUUGGGCAACAUAUUUGUACGCUGGUGGAGAGAAUUGGAAUAACGAGUUUGCAUUUUUUAAAGUCACCAUUGAUCUUACUGACGCUGGCAAUGAGCACACAGAAGAUAUUGUUGGAUUGUUGUUCAAAUAUAUUAUCCUUUUGCGACAAUCUGGUGUUAAUAAAUGGAUUUUUGAUGAGCUUUCUGCCAUUUAUGAGACUGCAUUCCAUUACCAAGAUAAAACUCCUCCAAUCGAUUAUGUGGUAGAAGUUUCAUCAAGCAUGCAGCUAUAUCCUGCAAAAGACUGGCUAGUAGGUUCUUCAUUGCCUUCUAAGUUCAGCUCAGGCAUUAUACAGAUGAUACUUGAUGAGCUAACUCCUGAAAAUGUAAGGAUAUUUUGGGAAUCAAAGAAAUUUGAAGGACAAACAGACAUGGUUGAGCCUUGGUAUGGAACUGGCUAUUCCCUUGAGAAUAUUAAUAGUUCAGCAAUACAGCAAUGGAUUUCUGCAGCUCCAAACCAAAAUCUACAUCUUCCAGCACCUAAUGUGUUCAUCCCGACUGAUUUGUCGAUUAAAGAUUUUGCAGAAAAGGUUAAAUUUCCAGUUCUGUUAAGGAAGUCGUCUUAUUCCAGGUUAUGGUAUAAGCCUGAUACCAUGUUUUUCAUUCCCAAGGCUUAUGUUCAGAUGAAUUUCAAUUGUCCAUUUACAAGCCACUCCCCAGAAGCAGUGGUUCUUACUUAUUUGUUCACCCAAUUAUUAAUGGACUACUUGAACGAAUAUGCUUAUGAUGCUGAGGUUGCCGAUCUAUACUAUGUGAUAAGCAGCACUUAUACUGGGUUUCAGGUUAUUGUGACUGGUUAUAAUCACAAAAUGAGGAUCUUAGUUGACAAAAUAUUUGAGCAAAUACAGGAGUUCAAAGUAAAGCCAGAAAGAUUUUCUGUGAUCAAGGAAACCGCUUUAAAGGCGUACCAAAAUUUCAAGUUUGAGCAGCCAUAUGAACAAGCUACGUAUUACUGCUCAUUAAUUUUGACGGAUGCAUUAUGGCCUUGGACCGAACAGCUAGAAGUUCUUCCUCAUCUAGAAGCUCCUGAUCUUGCAAAAUUUUCAAAAGUGCUUCUCUCGAAAGCCUUUGUAGAGUGUUAUGCAGCAGGAAACAUUGAACCAAAGGAAGCAGAGGAAAUGGUCAUCCAUAUCGAAGGCACUUUUUUCAAGGGUCUCCAACCCAUAGCCAGACCUCUUUUCCCUUCCGAGCAUUUGACAAAUCGAAUCGUUAAGCUUGAAAGUGGAAUUAGUCACUUCUACCCUGCGGAAGUUUUAAACCCAAGUGAUGAGAAUUCUGCUUUGGUCCACUAUAUUCAGGUUCAUCAGGAUAGUACGAUAUUGAAUGUGAAACUUCAGCUUUUUGCUUUUAUUGCAAAGCAACCAGUUUUCCACCAGCUUCGCUCAGUUGAGCAACUUGGAUACGUAACAAUGCUUACACAGAGGAAUGAUUGUGGCAUCCAAGGCUUGCAAUUUAUUGUCCAAUCAACAGCAAAGGAUCCAGGAGAGAUCCAUUUGAGAGUCCAAUCAUUCCUUGAGGAGUUUGAGAAUAAACUUUAUGAGAUGCCUGCUGAUGAAUUCAUGAGUAAUGUAAAUGCCCUGAUUGAAAUGAAGCUUGAAAAGCACAAAAAUUUGCGUGAAGAAACUUCAUUCUAUUGGGGAGAGAUUUUUUAUGGCACCCUAAAAUUUGACAGGAGAGAUAAUCAGAUUGCAGCUUUAAAGAACCUCCGGCAGCAAGAACUAAUAGAUUUCUUCAAUGAAUACAUUAAAGUGGGCGCACCCUCAAAAAAGACACUAUCGGUACAAGUAUAUGGGGGAUUGCACUCAGCCAAAUAUGAAGCGUCUGUUAAAGAAAUAUCCUCCCAAUCUCAAUCUGUCUUAAUCGAGGAUAUUUUCAGCUUCAGGAGGUCACAGCCUCUGUACGGUUCUUUAAAGGGAGGCAGUGGACGUACAUAAAGGUCGAUGGUCUCAGCCUGCUGGUUUUGGGAAUGAUAGCACAAGCCAGAAAGUUACAUUUCUGGGGCAACAAUACUUUGUACUAUACUAUUACUAGUAUAUAUGUAGUUGUAGUCAAAACCCCCAUAUAUCAUGGGUUUAAUACUAUAAAACUCCACAAAUAUGGAUUUUUUAUGAAUUAUUCCAUAAUUUAGAAUAACUUUAAAAUAUAGGCUUCAAACGUUUUCGUAAUG